GCUAAACUUUUCCUCUUGUGCCACGUUACAGCGCAAGGUCAUUCGGUAAAGAGGAAUGCACCGACAUAAAGAUUCAUGAAUGGAUUUGUACUAACAAGAAUCCUCAGUUUAAUAUGGAGCUAAAAUCAUGAAAGUUUGAUGCUAUUAGUGGGACCAAAAUGUCUUCACAUGCGAACCAUCACUCAAACCAUAUGCAGUUUUUCUCGAUUGGUGUGAAUGUUCCGAUUUUGUUCAAGGAAUGGAACCUCAACACGAAAAUAGGCCUUUUUCUGACCUGUAUAGGAAGCAUUCUGUUGGGUAUAUUGUACCAGAUCGUGAAAUGUCUCCGACAGUACGCACACAGGCGAUACCGCAUCAAAGACAGGGGAACUAUUAAGAGCCGGGAGCAUGGUUUACAGACGUUGCUGUAUUUUAUACAAAUGAUCAAUAGCUAUAUACUUAUGUUAAUUAUAAUGACAUUUAAUGUCUGGGUAUUUCUGUCCACCAUUGCUGGACUGGGACUGGGCUAUUUCCUGUGUGGAUGGGCAUAUCCAAUAAUAGAAGAAAAAAUUACGUCAUGUCCGGUCACAUGCAGCAAUGAUAAAUCCCAUCGCCAUGGUAACGAGGACAUGGAGCAAGAAUUGAAGUUGUUACAGAGUCCGUCCGCUGCAGACUGCGAGGAUUGCUCAUUGUGACGUCAUCACAAACAGGACAUAAGCAAAAGAUGGGAACAGCAAUUUUUUUUUUACAUUAUUACAUGUACACGUGUAUAGUUACAUAUCAAGAUCUGAUUUCUAAAUUAUUGUUUAUGGUGCUUUAGUGUUUAUAAGGGUAGCAUGAACUGUGUACUUUUAUUUACAUUGUUUUGUUUAUUGGUUUACAUUUUUUGACAUAAAAAUAAAGUUUUUGUACGAUGCAAUUUUAAA
Messenger RNA from Saccostrea echinata, 905 nucleotides. RefSeq names its product protein SLC31A2-like. Gene Ontology annotation, biological process: copper ion transmembrane transport. The coding region runs from base 159 to 674 and encodes 171 amino acids. Gene Ontology annotation, molecular function: copper ion transmembrane transporter activity. The transcript is spliced from 5 exons. NCBI's taxonomy places the organism in Eukaryota, Metazoa, Mollusca, Bivalvia, Ostreida, Ostreidae. Gene Ontology annotation, cellular component: membrane. The record is from RefSeq and is a predicted model, not a curated record.